Saitoella complicata NRRL Y-17804 is the source of this 1700-nucleotide messenger RNA. Its product is annotated as RhoGAP-domain-containing protein. Lineage: Eukaryota; Fungi; Ascomycota; Saitoellomycetes; Saitoellales; Saitoellaceae. The transcript is spliced from 7 exons. The record is from RefSeq and is a predicted model, not a curated record. Gene Ontology annotation, biological process: regulation of GTPase activity; signal transduction. Gene Ontology annotation, cellular component: cytoplasm. The coding region runs from base 54 to 1673 and encodes 539 amino acids.
GGAAACAGCCGAGCGAUUCUUCCAGUUUCUAUUGCGCAUACAACGACACCUUGAUGAACGAUCCAAACCAACCAGAUGGCUUCAUUCCACCUGGCAAACCGGUGGAUGAGGCACCAUCUUUGAGCGCCAGCGCUGAUGACGGGUGGGGUAACAUUCUUCUGUCCGAUGCCGGUCUCGAUAUCCUGCUACAGCGAGCGAAGCAGAGUGUAGCUUCAGGCAAGGAACUCGCGAGUUUCCUUAGGAAGCGAGCACAACUUGAGGAAGAGCAUGCCCGAGGCCUGCAACGGCUAUACCGGCAAACCCAGGAGAACCUUCGGAAACCUGAAGUCAAGCAGCAAUCAUUCUCAAGACAGAUCAUUUCCGCAUUACAGGUUCAUGACAAGCUCGUCGAGAAUAGUUUGUCUUUCGUUAACCAGCUGCAUGAAAUGGUAGACGAGAUCGAUAAGAUGGCCAAAACGACACAUGCAACUCGCAAGCAGUUGAAGGAGACGGGUUUGAGGAGUGAGCGCAAUGUGGUGGAUGCGGACAAAGAAGCGGAAAAAUCUAAAGCAAAGUAUGAGUCUAUCUGCGAGGAAUACGACCGUACACUGGCCCUUAAAGCCAACGACGUAGCUGCAAAGAAGUCCAACAAGACAUUUGGCUUCAAGUCAUCUAAAUCUGGAUCUCAGCUAGUGAAGCACGAAGAAGAAACUCGUUCGCGAGCAGAGAGCGCAGAUCGCGAGUACAAGGAAAAAGUCAGAAUCGCUCACGAUAUGCGCGAGGAGCUCUUACAUCAACUUCGACCACGCCUUGCCCGGCAAUUUCAGGACCUUAUUUCCGAAAGCGACUCAACAAUGUCCUUCCAAUUACAGAAAUAUGGAUUUUUGCAAGAAGCGCUCCUACUUAACCAUGGUGUCUCAAUUUCCCCAGCCGAGCCGCGUCAGAAUGGCGAAGGACUCCGGAACAUACUCGCAGACAUUCAGGACGAAGAAGAUUUUGUUGAAUACGUCACCGGAUUCUCCUCCAAAGCCAGUGUACCACAGCGAUCAGAGGUACAUUAUGAGGCACAUGCUUCAUUGCACCCACCAGCUACCCCUGAGAAUCCAACAUUUGGAGUUCACCUGCGCCAGCUCACACAAUCUGAAGGAACGGCUGUUCCGCAUGUUGUCAUUCAGUGCUGUACGGCUGUGGAUAAGUUUGGUUUGGAUGUUCAGGGAAUCUAUCGUCUAAGCGGUACGGCGUCACAAAUACAGAAGAUCAAAAACAUGUUCGACGAAGAUGCCGAGAACGUCGUGUUGAACUCGCCAGAUGAUUUCUUUGGCGACAUCAAUGGCGUGACAGGCGCCUUGAAGUCGUUCUUCCGUGAACUGCCCGACCCACUUUCCACAAACACGCUUUACCCCGAAUUCAUCCAGGCCGCGAAGAUCGACGAUGACGUUCAGAGGAGGGAUGCUUUGCAUGCCGUAGUGAACAAACUCCCAGAUCCGAACUACGGUAUCUUGAGAUAUCUAUGUUUCCACCUGCAUCGCGUCCAGCAAAACGAAGCCGCCAACAAGAUGCCAAUUACCAAUCUUGCCAUUGUCUUCGGACCUACGUUGAUGGGCAGUGGUGGAGCAGUUGCAGAUAUGGGAUGGCAAUGCAGAGUUGUGGAGACGAUCUUGUCCUAUUGUUACGACAUAUUCGAAAGCGAGUAAGGACCGAUAUGCGUGAGAGAUUUCGGG